CGACAAAGCGCGACGGUCAAAUUUCGUCUUCUCCAUCUUCUUCUUCUCCUUCUUCAACCUCUCGUCAGCAUCUUCUCUUCUUCGUCUUCUUCCCUCUGCAAAUUCUCUCUCUCUCUCUCUCUCUAGAAAGGAUUACGAUCUGCCCAAUCAGCAAUCGCCUGCUUCGCGGUCCUCUCCCUCAUGGCUUCCACCGCGAAGCACAAUCAUCCCUCCUCUUCAAAACCCCUCAAAAACCCUAAUUUCCCCCAACCGGACCCCCAAAACCCGAGCCUCCACGCCGUCGCCUCCACCAGCGCGGCCGCCGGCAACCCCCUCGCCCCGGCCCACGAGGACCUAAUCCUAUCCCGCGCCUCCCACCUCACCCGCCCUGAGGUCCUGAGGCGGCGGUCUCGCCGGCUCAAGCAGCUCUCCAGGUGCUACCGAGACCACUACUGGGCUCUCAUGGAGGAGCUCAAGGUCCAGUACAGGGAUUACUACUGGAAGUACGGGGUCAGCCCCUUCAGGGAAGAGAACCAGCGGAUGGAGGUGGACGGGUCGGAGCGGGACGCGCCGAAUGGGGAAGGUAUCGGAGAGAAUGUCGGGAACAGUGUCGUGAAUAGGAGUGAGUUGGAAGCCAAGGGCAACAAUUAUAGGUGCGUGUUCGUUGGGUGUAAGUUGAAGGCCAUGCCUUUGACGAGCUUUUGCCAUUUGCAUAUAUUGUCUGAUUCCAAACAGAAGCUCUACAAGGCUUGCGGCUAUGUCAUCAAAAGUGCUCAGGCGGGACCAAUUACAUGUGGGAAGCCAAUACUGAGAUCUACUGUUCCUUCUCUUUGUACCAUCCAUUUCCAGAAAGCUCAAAAGCACGUCACUCGGGCCUUGAAGAAGGCGGGGCUUAAUGUUACUUCAUCGAGUAAACUUGCUCCAAAAUUCCAUGUCAUAGUGGCAGAAUAUGUGCGGCAAAUUCAAGCCAAAAGAAGGGCUGCACAAACGGUCAAUACUAGUGAAGUUGUGGUUAAGGAAGAAACCAUGAGCUGAGUCUCCAAUGCCAGUAACUGUAAAUCAGGAAUUGUUGCGUGAGUGGAAUUGUUGUAGGUGCAAAACAAAUCUAAGGUAAGAUGGCGCAAAAUAGAUACUUUGACACUGUAUAGACUUGUGAGUUAUUUAGGCCAUUAUUUGUGUCUGCAUACUCAAUAGACCGGUUCUGCUGUGUAUGUUCUGUUAACCAUUUUUUAUUUCUGAACAUGGUUCCGGGAAUAGGAAAUGCGGCCGUCAUGUGUAUCCAAAUUUGCUUUACAUAGCUAGAACAAUGAGUACAGACAUAACAUUUGUCAAAGGAGAAUAUGCUUUUCCCUAUGUUUUCUUGUGUACUUGCUGUUAAUUGUUUGUA
This is a messenger RNA of Rhodamnia argentea, 1366 nucleotides long. RefSeq names its product INO80 complex subunit D. Gene Ontology annotation, cellular component: NSL complex. Lineage: Eukaryota; Viridiplantae; Streptophyta; Magnoliopsida; Myrtales; Myrtaceae. The record is from RefSeq and is a predicted model, not a curated record. The transcript has 2 exons. Bases 181 to 1014 code for a protein of 277 amino acids.